Sinocyclocheilus anshuiensis is the source of this 1561-nucleotide messenger RNA. Its product is annotated as N-terminal EF-hand calcium-binding protein 1-like. NCBI's taxonomy places the organism in Eukaryota, Metazoa, Chordata, Actinopteri, Cypriniformes, Cyprinidae. Gene Ontology annotation, cellular component: Golgi cis cisterna; cytoplasm; endoplasmic reticulum. Gene Ontology annotation, molecular function: calcium ion binding. The record is from RefSeq and is a predicted model, not a curated record. Bases 124 to 1221 code for a protein of 365 amino acids. The transcript has 13 exons. Gene Ontology annotation, biological process: regulation of amyloid precursor protein biosynthetic process.
CAGCAUUCGCCCAGAAGACUAGCGCCGUGUUGCUGUUCGCACCCCAGUUCCGAGAUCUGCUUGUAUAUCGGUGUCUUAAAGUGCAUAUUCUUCUUCCUAAAUUCUUAAGCAGCUCGUUUAAAGAUGUUGGCGUGCACCGAAAUGAUCACGAUGUGUCUCCAGUCGGCGAAGCGCGAGCAUCUCCGCUCCAAACAGCAGCAGCAGCAGCAGCAGCAUCAGAUGCAGGAUGCGGUUCACGGACUGCCCAUCUUUCACGAUAUUUUCCGUCGAGCUGACAAAAACGAUGACGGGAAGCUGUCCUUCGAGGAGUUCAAAGCGUAUUUUGCAGAUGGGAUACUGACAACUGAUGAGCUGCGGGAGCUGUUCUACUCCAUCGAUGGACGGCAGACAAAUAACCUCGAUACAGACAAACUAUCAGAUUACUUUUCCCAGCAUCUUGGGGAAUACCUGGAUGUUCUGUCAGCGUUAGAGAAACUCAAUGUCGCUGUCCUAAAGGCGAUGGACAAGACAAAGGAGGAGUACCAGGGUUCCUCGGUUCUGGGGCAGUUUGUGACCCGUUUCAUGUUGAGGGAGACGUCCAGUCAGCUGCUGUCACUCCAGAUGUCUCUGCAGUGUGCAAUGGAUGCUGUGGAGGCGCAGAGCAGCACCACUCCGGUUGAAGUUAAAGUCCCGGAGCAUCUGAUCAUACAGAAGAACAACAGAAGAUGUGGCCGUCGAGUGCAGAAGAACAUGUGUCUGUCCCCGACUGAUCCGUACUCGGGCAUUCUCACUACCGGCGUUACCGUAGAUACAGAUGAGCACUGGUGCUCUCAGAUCAACAGACUGCAGCAGCUCAUCGACAAACUGGAGUGUCAGAGUCCAAAGUUGGAGCCGCUGAAAGAAGAUACACUGGCCAGCACGUACAAGUCGAACAUUCUGCUGGUGCAGAGACAGAUGAGCGUGACAGAGAAUGAUCUCGAGGAGUUCCAGAAGGCUCUGAAGACCUACGCCGACACCACCGCCAAUCAGAACGACAACCUCCAUGUUUCCAUCCAGAAGCUUCCCGAGAAGAGCUGCUACAUCAUCUAUGAGUUCUGGCAGGACCGUAUUUCCUGGAUGAGUUAUUUGCAGUCUGACACCAGUAAGAUGUUCCAGCGCUGCAUCAUAGACAUGCUGGAGGAUCCAGAGAUCGUCUCCACGAUGCUCAUGCCAGCGUCCUGGUGGAUCAUGACAAACAACUAACAGCAGCAAGAAAACACCCUUCACCGCCCACCGCUGAACCCCGAUCUGAAACAUCACCCCAGUGUGUCUUUGAAUUAAUAACUAGACCUAAAAAAAAAUCAGAUGAAUCAUCUGUACGCGUGACACACACACACACACCGUUUUUGUGUUGCAUUUUAUAGAGUAACAUCUGAUGUCCGAUAGUUCACUGAAAACAAAACACGUUACACAGGGUUGUGCAUCAUUCAGAACUGAAUUCAGAUGCUUUUACAUUCCAGUUCAAUUUUCUUUUAAAUUUGAAUUAAAUUUGCAAACAGGCAGCAGAAAUGUUUACAUUCAGAGAACAUUUAAAGAAAUUCAU